Messenger RNA from Macadamia integrifolia, 2971 nucleotides. RefSeq lists its product as uncharacterized. The coding region runs from base 783 to 2474 and encodes 563 amino acids. The transcript has 3 exons. Lineage: Eukaryota; Viridiplantae; Streptophyta; Magnoliopsida; Proteales; Proteaceae. The record is from RefSeq and is a predicted model, not a curated record.
UGUGAAAAGGAUUCUCUUCCGGUGGUUGAUAGCCGGCUUUGUAUCCUCGUACCGGCGGCUUUUAAAACGCGAUUCUCGUGGCUUUACCCUUAUGAGUCUUUUUAUUUGCCCUUUCAGAUUUCUUUCAAUUUCUUCCAAAUUUAUCUAAUCUCGAGCUAGAUUCUUACCGAUUCCUUCUUUCGAUCAUCAAACAGAUCACGUUUUCGCUCAAAUCGUAUUCUCCUCUCUCGAUUGAUUUCAAUUUCAGUUCUUAGCUUUCCGUAAUUCUGAUUCUAGGGUUAGGGUUUCGAAAAAUUCGGACCGCGAGCUCUUCGCCGCCGAUCUGUCCAUCCUUCCGCGGUCGAUCGAACUUUCUCUGUCUUUGUCUUUUUCGUUUGUUAGUUUUGUCGUCCGAUCGGCUUUAAUUUUGUAGAUUAUUUCGAUCUUUUUGAAUUUAUAGGGUUUCGGGUUCUCGAAUUCUUGGACGGGGUUUUGAUUAUCAGAUCUCAGGGGAAAUAGGUAUAUACUUCGGUGAAUUGUUGUCUUCUUUUUGGAUCGGUUGUAAUUUUGUGGAUUUCUUUCGUGUUCUUUAGUAUCUAGGGUUAGGGUUUCGGAGAAAUCAUUCCUUUCGUUUUCUCGCGAAUCGGUCGAGGAGAUCGUACCUUCCCUUCGAGAAAUCACGCUCGCUUCUUGAUCUUAUUGUCCGUGAGGAGUUCGGAUCUAGCGGGAUAUUCAUUUCGUCGCCUUUUUUUUCACUUGUCCGAAGCUUUUAAUCGGACUAUAUAUUUUUUUUAAAGUUAAACAUGGUUUAUAAACGACCAUUUGGUGAUGAAGAGUCCUAUGAACUUGCUUUCAAGCACCCAAGGCGAUUGGAUUACAGUCGCCAACUGUUCUCAUUUGUUGAAGCUGUUCCCUGUAAUGACAUCCCUCAGGAUCCUCAAGCUUCAGUUGGUGAAGGUGAAGGUGAAGGUGAAGCUGAAGCUGAAGCUGCAUUCAGUAAAGCUCAAGGGUUUGAAAGGAUUGUAAGCAGCACCACUACUGAAGAGUGUACUGGGGCUGAUAAGGAGGUUGUCUCACCUGCUCCUCUCGGUAUCUCUGGCUUGUCAUGGGUAACCAGCAAUACAAGCGAAGAAAAUUCCAGGCCAGAGACUGCAGCUAGAGCAUCUUUCUCCCCAGAUUUCUCUGAACCUGACUAUGCUGCAAGGGUGAUGGGUCAGUCUGAUGAGAUUUAUUCGUUGCUUUUGGGUUAUCCACCUCGAAAACCAGUUCCUGUUGGACCUGAUCAUCAAGCGGAUGUUCCUGCAUGGGGCAUUUGGGGUGUCAAGAAAGCUUCUAGUUACUUAGAUGAGCCUGAUCCAGUUUCCCUGAAUCAGGCUUCAAGUUCAGACAUAUUGAUGGAUGAUGACAAUGGGGAGAAGAUGAUGGGGACUUGUAUCAUUCCAAUGCAUGACUCAGAGCCAUCUUCUUACAGUGGUGAUGAAUUUGGAAGUGGCAGAGCGGACUGCACCUGUCUAGAUGGUGGUUCCAUCAGGUGUGUGAGACAGCAUGUCAAGGAAGCAAGGGAAAGGCUUAAAGGAACUCUUGGUCAGGAGAGAUUUGUGGGGUUGGGAUUCUGUGAAAUGGGAGAAGAGGUAGCACAGAGAUGGAGUGAAGAGGAAGAACGGGUUUUCCUACAGGUUGUGUUCUCCAAUCCUGUAUCUUUGUGCAAGAACUUCUGGGACCAUCUCUCAGUAGUCUUCCCUUCUCGGACGAGGAAGGACCUUGUCAGUUACUAUUUCAAUGUCUUUAUGCUACGGAAGCGAGCUGAGCAGAACAGAACCAUCCCACUGAACAUUGACAGUGACAAUGAUGAGUGGCAGGAAAGUGAUGAUGGCGAGGAGUUUGGAACAACAGAGGAUUGUGAAGACUCUGUAGUUGAGUCACUGGUUGAUCAAGAGGAUCCUGGGUAUAAGCAAGAGGACCACGAAAAGUAUUUCAAUGAUGAUGAUGAGGAUGGAGAAGAGAUGUAUGAUGAUGAUGAUGAUGAUGAUGAUGAUGAUUUGGAGGGUGCUGAGGGUUCUGCUGGUGAAGAGGAUGGGAAUGUUUCAGAAGCAUAUAUUGAGAAAUUGCCUGAUGGCUGCAGCUUCAAUCCUGCAGUUAAGCUUGGAGUAACACAUCCACAUGAUGGUGGGGAAGAUAAUGAUGUCCAAGAUGAUUCUUGCACAUCCUAUGAGUGUCAACACAGUGGGGCUGAUUCCAGUGGUCCAGUUGAUGCAGGGGUUAUAAUGCAAGAGAGUCGACCUGAGAGCAGUGGUAACAAGGUCUUGCAAAGCACAUACGAUGGUUUAAGUAGUGGAGCCGAACAUGGAUAUUGUUUGGAGCCAUGUGAUGCUAAAGUUUGGGACAUUGGAUAUCUCACCGGUCCAAAAAAUGAUGCCGACUUCUUGCCGACAUGCAGUAUGAUUGAAGAGGUGUUUGGGGAGGAAGCUUGGAAUAACAACAAGGGCAUCAGCUAGAGUUUAACUUUGAGAGUGUGCCUUAUGCUUCCUUUGCAUUGAAGGUGGCUUUUGGUGAAGCAGUAGGGGACAUCUUGAUACUAUUGUGGUCUCUGUCAAAGGAGGAGAAAAAUAAAAAUCAGUAGGGUAUUGUGGUCUGGUGGUGGGCUCGGCAGGAGAAAUUAUUUUUUUCUGUUGAGCAGCGUAGGUGGAGUCCAAUUUUUGUUUUUUGUACAUUUCAUACUACUGUGGAAAAUAGAAGCCCUGCCUUACUGUAAAAUAGUGUUUUUAUAAGGUGGGUGGUUGGUUGGUUGGUUGGUUGGUUUCCAAGAGUUCUGUUUAAGGUGCUUACCUUAGAAUCUAAAGACCGUUUCUGGAUUGCCCAACCUUUUACCACCCACCUUCAAAGGGCUAAAACACCCACACUUUGUAAUCUCUUAGGAAGCGUAUAUAUUGAUUGACAAAUUGAUUUAGUUAGAGAGACCUGGGUUUUAUAAGAAAAUUUGUUCUUGUUACUA